Rhea pennata is the source of this 2182-nucleotide messenger RNA. RefSeq names its product charged multivesicular body protein 2A (gene CHMP2A). Bases 675 to 1364 code for a protein of 229 amino acids. The record is from RefSeq and is a predicted model, not a curated record. The transcript has 5 exons. Lineage: Eukaryota; Metazoa; Chordata; Aves; Rheiformes; Rheidae. Gene Ontology annotation, biological process: protein transport; late endosome to vacuole transport; endosome transport via multivesicular body sorting pathway. Gene Ontology annotation, cellular component: ESCRT III complex; multivesicular body.
UCUUGGUCUAGGGCCUCCCAAUUGCCCCCCAGUAUGCCCAGUUUCCUCUCCCUGCUGCUCCUAGUAUACCCCUAUCUUCUUCCAGCGCCCCUUGGUAUGUUUGGUUCCACCCGCAAUGUGCCCUAGUUCCUUGUCCCAGUAUUCCCAGUGUCGCCCAGUCCCCCACUUGCAACAUAGCCCUGUUCUCCCCUAGUGUGUCCCAAACCCCUGCUGUGUGCCAGUGCCCGCUCCCAGUGUGUCCCAGUGACCUGAGUAGGUUCCAGUUCACCCCCUGCCCACACACUGUGUCCCGUGACCCCCAGUAUUUCCCAGUGUGGCCCACUCCCCACCCCCUGUACGUCCCAGUUGUGUCCCAGUCGCCGCGGCCGCCUCGCUGGCAGGGGUCGCUGUCUCCGCCCAAGGCGCCGCUCUUGCUUCCCCCCCCCCCCCCCGACCCCUCCGCGGGCAGGAAGUGACGUUUCCUGGCUCUUCGCCUCUCGCUAGCCGCAGCGGUCACAGGAGCGCUCAGCAGGGCCGUUCUUCCCGCUCUGUCUCUAUGGUUGAACCUCCUGGAAGGCGGAGCUGUGGCGUCCUUCCCCGCCACGUGACCGAAACGGCCGUGUGACGUCACGGAGUUUGCGGAAGUGCGCGGGAGAGACCGGGAGACGCGGAAGGAUCGGGACCCCGCUGCCAUCAUGGAUUUGCUGUUCGGGCGCCGGAAGACGCCAGAGGAGCUGCUGCGGCAGAACCAGCGAGCGCUGGCCCGGGCCAUGCGGGAGCUGGACCGUGAGCGCCAGAAGCUGGAGACGCAGGAGAAAAAGAUCAUCGUCGACAUCAAGAAGAUGGCCAAGCAGGGGCAGAUGGAUGCGGUGAAGAUCAUGGCGAAGGACCUAGUGCGAACGCGGCGCUAUGUGAAGAAGUUCAUCACUAUGCGGGCCAAUGUGCAAGCUGUGUCCCUCAAAAUCCAGACCCUCAAGUCCAACAACUCCAUGGCCCAGGCCAUGAAAGGUGUCACAAAAGCUAUGGCCACCAUGAACCGGCAGCUGAAGCUGCCGCAGAUCCAGAAGAUCAUGAUGGAGUUUGAGAAGCAAGCGGAGAUCAUGGACAUGAAGGAGGAACUGAUGAAUGACGCCAUUGAUGAUGCCAUGGGAGAUGAGGAUGAUGAGGAGGAGAGCGCUGCCCCCGCCGGGGGGGUCGCUGGCAGCGGGAGAGGGGCGGGCGCCCGAGGCUGCGGCCGCGUUGGCCGACGCCGACGCCGACCUGGAGGAGCGGCUGAAGAACCUGCGCCGGGACUGACCUCCAGCCUCCGACCCUGGGCCGUGAUCCAUGGUGACCUCCGACCCUGCUCCCUCGCAGCCCACGGCGACCUGCGGCCCCGGGGUUGACCCAUGGCGACCUGCGACGCUGGGUUGAUCCCCAGUGACCUGUGACCCCGGGGCUGACCCCGAGUAACCUAUGAUCCUUGGGCUGUCCCGUGGCAAUGUGUGACCCCAGAGUUGACCCCCAGUGAACUGUGACCCUGUGGCUGCCCCCUGGUGACCUGGAACCCCAGGGUUGACCCCCCUGCGACCCCGGGGCUACACUACAGUGACCUCCGACCCUGUGCGAUCCGCAGCACCCUGCAAUCCCUGCCCCGACCCCAUGGCGACCUCCGACCCUGCCCCGGAGCCACCAGCAGUGACCUGCGACCCCUGACCCUUUCAGCUCUCUGGUGACUCUCGGCCCCAGGACUGACCUCUGACCAUGGCCUUGACCUGUGGUGACCUGUUCUCCAAACAGGCCCCCUGGGGCUGACCCUAAUGACCCUUGACCCUGCCCUUUGUGGCCGGGGGGGAGGGGCAAUCAAAGACACACUACGGGGCCUUGCCUCCCAUGAGCGUGUUUGCCCCCCCCCCCGGGGGUAUUUGCCCUCCUCCGGGGUAUUUGCCUCCUCUUGGGGUAUUUGUGUCCCCCCCCAGGGGUAUUUCCUCCCGUGAGGUAUCUGUUGCACUUCUCUGGGGUAUUUUCCCAGUUUUUGGGGGGCAUUUGCCCCUUACCCAAGGAUAUUUGCUCUGUUCUCUGGGUAAUUUUCCUCCUGUUGGGGUAUUUUUACCCCCGGGGGAUACUUAACCCCUUCUUUGGGUUAUUUGCCCUCUCUUGGGGUAUUUGUUUUCUCCAGGGCAGUUGAGCCCACCAUGGGGGCAAUAAAGGCCACAAGUUCUUA